Messenger RNA from Hyaloscypha bicolor E, 1514 nucleotides. RefSeq lists its product as uncharacterized. The transcript has 6 exons. The record is from RefSeq and is a predicted model, not a curated record. NCBI's taxonomy places the organism in Eukaryota, Fungi, Ascomycota, Leotiomycetes, Helotiales, Hyaloscyphaceae. Bases 267 to 1487 code for a protein of 406 amino acids.
GCUUGUGCCGCCUUACAGGUUUUGCAUCCCUUCGGCAUUGAUACUGUUGUUAUACCUUCCUCCGUUGCAAAUGAUGCCUCCAACUCCAAGUGGGACGGACUGCGUGGUAUUCCAGCCGUUGCAUUUGUCUUGGGACUGAUACAAAUCUGAGAUCUCUCCUACAUUUCUUGUGCUUCGGCUUGGAUCGGGGUUCGGUGAUAGCUGCCUUGAAUCAAAAGCCUCACGAUUUCCAACACAGCAAACUGUUUGGCCUGCCAGUGAUCGCGAUGUCUGAUCCCGCUGCCCAGGCUGCUGUGGCAGCAGCAAUAGCAGCAGCCGUUCGCACAUUCAAUACUGAGUUGUGGACGUUCUAUGCGUUUGGCGUCCUCAUAACGAUUGUCAGGACGUAUGCUCGAGUGAAGGCUGUGGGCAUCAGAGACCUUCGAGCAGACGACUUUAUCGUGUGGCUUGCCAUUUUGCUCUACACUGCGCAGUCGACUCUAGCAUAUUUCGCGGUCAAUCACGGGCAAGGUCUCGCAAACAAUGCCAUGACGGACGCAGAGCGGGCUGCAUUAUCCCCCGAUUCUACGGAAUACCGCCUCAGAGUAUUCGGCUCCAAGAUCCAGGUGGUGGGCUGGACCACCUAUGCGUGCUUGAUCUGCACGCUCAAGAUUGCCGUGCUUGUCUUCUACAUCAGACUCAUGGAAGGACUUAGCAACUAUUUCCGCAUUCGUAUCUGGAUCGGAUUUGGGCUCGUCGGUUUGACAUUUGUUGCAUCCGUCAUAACGAUCUAUGGGUCAUGCCAGCCGUUCUCCAACUACUGGCAGAUCAACCCGGAUCCAGGCAACUCCUGCCAGGGCGCUGUGGCAAGCCCGAUCGUAUGGGUCACAUUCGCCUCGAGUGUUGUCACCGAUCUCUACCUCAUCAUGGUGCCGCUUCCCAUGCUUUGGGGAACGAGCCUGAAACUCGUGAAGAAGCUUGCCGCCACUUUCGUGCUUGGUGCGGGCGUAUUUGUCCUUAUCUGCUCGCUUCUCAAGACUAUCUUUGUUACAACGGAUCCUGUCCACGGUGCACAGCUCGCUGGUGAGUGGGGUACCCGGGAAGCAUUCGUCUCAGUGGUCACUACCAACCUCCCAAUGAUAUUCCCCCUACUCAAGUCAUGGUUGAAACCACUAUUCGGCAGUGCGCUCUCUUCUACUGGGGCAGCCUCCAAGCAUCCAUCUGGCUUUCGAACCAUCGGCGGGGGCGGCGGAUCCUCUGGGGUUGGUCAACGUCGUAAACCCACUAGUUCGAAGCAGCCUGUCACCGAUAGCUUAUCAUUCAGCGAGAGUGCGGAACAUAUUGUCAACAGCGUGAAGAUGCAGAACCUGGAGGGUUAUACCGGGCUAGCAGCGCCUACUCGCCCACCGUCGAAGGGUAUCAUGGUCUCCAACGAAUUCAAGAUGGUCGAGGAUGGAAUCAGCCACAAGGAUGGCCGAGAUGCGAAGCAGGUUCAUGAAUCUUGGUAGCAAUAGGGUUAGGUAUAUGAAAGUUAU